Messenger RNA from Antechinus flavipes (yellow-footed antechinus), 2778 nucleotides. Its product is annotated as zinc finger protein 883-like. Bases 88 to 1821 code for a protein of 577 amino acids. Gene Ontology annotation, molecular function: RNA polymerase II cis-regulatory region sequence-specific DNA binding; DNA-binding transcription factor activity, RNA polymerase II-specific. NCBI's taxonomy places the organism in Eukaryota, Metazoa, Chordata, Mammalia, Dasyuromorphia, Dasyuridae. Gene Ontology annotation, biological process: regulation of transcription by RNA polymerase II. The record is from RefSeq and is a predicted model, not a curated record. The transcript is spliced from 4 exons.
GACCCGCAUGGUUCCUUACCGGCCGCGCCUUCUCCCACGGAGCUUCCUGUGCCAAGUGACUGGAUGACCAGUUUAUGAAAGGAAGGAAUGGGGAUGAUGACAUUCAAGGAUGUGGCUGUGAACUUCACCCUAGAGGAGUGGAGCCUCUUGGACCAUUCUCAGAAAGAGCUGUUUAAGGAGGUCACGCUGGAGAAUGUUUGGAACUUUCUAUCCCUGGGGCUUCCAGUUGCCAGAGAAGAUCUGAUCUGCUGUUUUCAGAAAGGGGAAGCACCAUGGAUUCUGAGGGGAGAAAGCCUAAGGAACUUUUGUCCAGAAGCAGGGACCACAUUUGAGAUGGAUGAGAUGCCUGCAAACCAGAGCAUUUCUGUGGAAGAAUCUGAGCAGCUAAAAUUCAUGGAUGAUAGUACUUGUGAUUUCAUUGUGAGAGAAAUCUGUGACUCUGAUGGCAAGGUAGAUAAAAAUCCAAAGAAUCCUCAUGAAUUUGAUAAAGUUGGAAAGAAUUUCACACAAUAUUUAGUUCUAAAUCUCCAUGACAAAAUGAUGUUAAAUGACUGUUUUCAGUCCAGCAAAUAUAGAGAAUGCUUUACUGAACAGGUAGAGCUUAUUCAGUUUCAUGGGAAACCUCCUGAAAUGCAAAAAUAUCAGGGUAAUCUGAUGAAAAUGUUUUUCAGCUUGAGGUCAAACCUCACAGAACAUCAGAGAAGUUAUACUGGCAAAGAACUUUAUGUUGGCAACGGAGGAGGAAAGAUCUUCAGCCACAAUAGUAAGAUCAUUAGCCAUCAGGAAAUUCACACUGGAAAGAAACCUCAUGAAUAUCAAUCAGCUGCAACAACCUUAACCCAUCCAUCAACUCUUCCUUACCAUCAUAGCUUUCAUGCUGGAAUGAAAACAAAUGCAUGUAAUCAGUAUGGGAAGUUCCGUCAUUGGAACUCAGAUCAUGUUAGACAUAAGAAUAGUCACACUAGAGAGAAACCUUAUGAAUGUAAUCAAUGUGGCAAGGCUUUCCAAUGUAAUUCCAGUCUUGCUGUGCAUCUGAGAAUUCACACUGGGGAGAAACCUUAUAAAUGUAACCAAUGUGAAAAAGCUUUCAGAUGCCCCUCCAGUUAUGCUAAACAUCAUAGAAUCCACACUGGAGAGAAACCUUAUGAAUGUAAUCAGUGUGGAAAGAGUUUCACACAGAGGUCCAGCCUUGCUAAACAUCAGAGAAUUCACACUGGAGAAAAACCUUACAAAUGCAACCAGUGUGGUAAGGCUUUCACUCAGAGCUCCAGCCUUGCUAAACAUCAGAGAAUCCACACUGGAGAGAAACCUUAUAAAUGUAAUCAGUGUGGAAAGGCUUUCAGAUGCUGCUUCAGUCUUGCUACACAUCAGAGAAUUCACACUGGGGAGAAACCUUAUGAAUGUAAUCAAUGUGGGAAGGCUUUCCGAUCCUGCUCCCAUCUUGCUGCCCAUCAUCGAAUCCACACUGGAGAAAAAACUUAUGAAUGUAAUCAAUGUGGAAAGGCUUUCACAAAGAGCUCCACUCUUGCUACACAUAAGAGAACCCACACAGGAGAAACACCUUAUCAGUGUAAUCAAUGUGGAAAGACUUUCAGACAUAGUUCCAGUCUUGCUGAACAUCAGAGAAUUCACACUGGAGAAAAACCUUAUGAAUGUAAUCAGUGUGGAAAGGCUUUCACUCAGAGUUCCAGUCUUGCUGUACAUCAGAGAAUUCACACUGGAGAAAAACCUUAUGAAUGUAAUCAGUGUGGAAAGGCUUUCACUCAGAGUUCCAGUCUUACUGUACAUCAGAGAAUCCAUGCAGGAGAAAAGGCUUAUUAAAGUAAUCAAUGUGGAAAACCUUUCCUUUAGAACUUCAGUCUUCCUGUUCAUCACUUAGAGACUCUACAGUGGAGAGAAAACUUAUAAACAUAAUUAAUAUAAAAAAGGUUUAUGAUUUAUUUCCAAUUUUGCAAAACAACAGCGUUCACACUGGAGAGAAACCUGAAUGCAUGCACUGUGGAAAGUCUUUCAGCCAGCUCCAUGACUGGUGAAUAUCUGAAUCUUUCUGAAUGUCAUGCAUAUAGCAGAUUUUUAAAUUGUUCUCUAAGUUUAUUGAACAUGAGACAUUCCACAUUGGAGAGAAAAUUUAGGAAUAUAAGUGAUGUCAUAAAUUCUUCAAAUAGUCAUUCUUUAUUUCUCACCAGAUAAGAAAUUUUAUCAGUGUUAUGAGGCAGGAAAGGCAUUAAAAUGGAGCACCAAACACAGUAAAAAAUCAUUCUGAGGAGAAGCUGCAUAUAGAUUCAAUGACAGGCCAUCAUGCUAAACAUUAUAGAAUCCAAUUGGAGAAAAACCUUAUAAAUGUAAUCAAUAUGGAAAGACUUUUCCAGUGCAAUUCCAGUCUUGUUUAACUUCUCAAGGUCACACUGGAAAGAGAGCUUAUUAAAAUGUAAUCCAUGUGGGAAUUAUUUACAUCAGAGGAUUCAUAGUGUCCAAGCCUAAGACUGUUGUUCUUAAGGGGAUGUGCUUUUUUUGAGAAGAGGGGAAUCAGAAGGCAACCUAUUGGAAUGAAGGCUUAGAGAAGCAAUUAUUCCUUCUCGACUUCAUACUUGAAUGUACAUUGGAGAAAUCAUGGUAGAGAUGAUACUUAAGGAUCUCAUUAGCAAGGGAUGGGAUGGAGGGGUAUCUCUUGGCUACAACACAGACUCAUUACACCUCCUAAUCAUAGAACUCAUUAGAUAUCCCAAAUUUCAUCCUGUGCCUAAAGUUCAAUAAAUGUAACAUUUUUUUUCUCUGAAA